Adineta ricciae is the source of this 1881-nucleotide messenger RNA. The record is from the annotation of a GenBank genome assembly. Lineage: Eukaryota; Metazoa; Rotifera; Eurotatoria; Adinetida; Adinetidae.
AUGCCCUCUCCUCUUGAUCGAUUAUUUCUCUUACGAAGCGAAAUUCAUGAAAAUGUCUCGCAAGUGUAUAUCAAUAAAAUGCAAUGUGAGCGACUUUGUGAACGUAUCGAUCAAUUAAUCGAGCCACUCGAACGUUUAGAAUAUGCAUCGUCGUCGGUGAUGCGCACUGAAACACGUGCGAUUCUUGAUAAAUUUCUGCAGUGUGUCGACGAUUGUAAUCAUUACAUUGAAAAAUUCAAGUCGUCGGAUCGAUGGUACGAAGAGGCGUACGAGUACGGUAAAAGUGAGGAUAAAUUUCAUGAAUUAAACCAUCGAUUAUCUCAACUUGGACAAGAUCUGUGCGUUGGUUUGAAUAUUCAGCAAAUAUUUGAUCGAAAACAGGAUCGGAUCGAUCAACAAGAAGAUUUAAAAGAACUAACAAAAAAACUCGAUGAAAUUGCACAAAAAAUGUUAGAACGACAAUGUGAACAGUACCGAUUUAUCGAUAAAAUGCUCGACAAACGUCUUCAAUCAUUUCGAUUUUCUCUGGCACAAAAUCUCUUACUCCAUUCGAAUCCUAACCUUCUCGACGAACACCAACAGUUUCUACAUAUUCCAUAUAAAGACUUAUGCAUUGAGGACCAACCUCUUGGUCAUGGAGGAUUCGCUGAUGUUUAUCAAGCGAAAUGGUUGACGCAUCAUGACCAAGUAGCAGUGAAAAUCAUUCGCAUUAGUCAUUUGUCGAACGCUCGAGAAGAUUUUGUGCGAGAAAUCUCGACAAUGUAUCGAAUACGAUAUGAAAAUAUUCUUAAUGUUCUCGGAGCAUGUAUCGAACCAAGCUUUUAUGCUAUUGUCGUGGAGUACAUGCCAUUGGGGUCGCUCUAUGAUAUUUUGCAUCGGAACAAUAAGCAGAUUUCGUUUGACUGGUCUGAUCGAUACUCCUUAGCAUGGCAAAUGGUCAAAUCGAUAAAUUAUUUACAUAAUUUCAAUCCAGCAAUUCUCCAUCGGGAUAUCAAAUCAGCGAAUUUUCUAUUGAAAAACAAUGGAACGUCAAAUCAGAAGUAUCUUCUUAAAGUUUGCGAUUUUGGUUUAGCAGAGAUUCGACGCGAAACGCUUCUACAAUCAGGAGUCUUUCUUUCUCCUCAGAUCGUUGGCACAUUCUGUUGGAAAGCACCUGAAUUAUUGCUUCCACAUGCUCGACACACGAAACAAAGUGAUAUCUACAGUUUGGGCGUGGUUUUUUGGGAGUUAGCAACAGGAAAAAUACCAUGGAAUGAGUACGAAGAUGCAACAGUGAUAUUAAUUCAAGUCAAAAUGGGUGAACGACCAACCAUUCCAGUAGACAUUCCUGAUUCGUAUAAACAAUUGAUUCAGGAUGCUUGGAAUCAUGAUCCACAAGAACGGCCAACAUGCUUUCAACUUAUGGAGCGGAUUUUCGAAGAAAUGAAUCGACUUAACAUGACAACUACUCCGAACGACAAUACUAAUUUAGAUUCAAAACAUUUAUUAACAAACAACGAUUCUACAAGAACUGCCAUACAAGUAGCUGAAGAAGAAAAUCCAACGGAGAAAUCAAGGAACAGUGUUCAAGAUAGCAUCAUUCCACAAUCAGUUACAGUCGAAACAACAACAUCAGAUGAACAGACUAGUCCAAUCCAUUUGGGUACAACAGGAAGAUUUAACAUCAUUGCUUCAGAUGUGCUUCACUACAGUCAACAAGAUGAAGUGCGUGCUGUUUCGCCGAAACGAUUAGACCGAAAGUUGUCACGAUCGAUUGAUGAUCUGACAUCGAAUUCUGAUACAAAUAGUAACUCGACAGACAAUAGUUUGUUCCAAAUCUAUCGACUGGAAAAACGACGACCAUUGCAUCGUAAAUAUAUUUCGAAAGAAAACAAUAGUUAA